Molecule: messenger RNA, 489 nt
Organism: Parastagonospora nodorum SN15
Lineage: Eukaryota; Fungi; Ascomycota; Dothideomycetes; Pleosporales; Phaeosphaeriaceae
Exons: 3
Coding region: 1-489 (162 amino acids)
Source: RefSeq, a predicted model, not a curated record
AUGCCUGUCGUUCUUCCAAGGUAUUUCACUGCAUCUCGCCACUCGCCCAGCGCUGCACGCGUCACUUCUGCCGCCGUGCCGCUGACUGCUCAGACAGCCUGCAGCCUGCAGCAAACAUGUUUCACGCCCGCUGGAGCCGUUGGCGCGCGAGCUGUCAGUUUCACUGCCCUCAUCGCAAUCGGCAUGACUGAGACUAUCGACAUCGCGAAUAAGCACGAGCUCGGGCUACCCCAGUCACUCUCUCCUUUACCAUUCGUCUCUGCCGCCGUCUUCAUGGCAAGCAUGGCCUGGCCGUCGUCCCUUGCCUGCGCUUGCUUUUGUCCAUUUGCCACACUUCACGAAAGGGGCUCUCUACCGACGAUCCCCCUCAGCCACAGCAACUUCAUGCAGCCCAAUAUCCGGUUUACUGCACCAACCAUUAUCGUGUCUCGACCAGAUUGCACCGCUUUGAAAGCUGAACAGUCCAAGCUUUGGAUCUGUCAAUUCUAA